AUGGGGCAGCAGAAGACUCAGACGGCAGGGUGUGCGGCGUGCAAUCACAUGCACCACAGAUGUCUGCCGAAUUGCAUAUUCGCACCGUAUUUCCCGGCGACCAACCCGUCGUUCAGCUACAUCAGUCAAGUCUACUCGUUGCAGCAAAGGCGAAACCCUCGUCCCCAAGGCCUCACCCACCGGACUCACGAAGAUUUUAGAGAACGCACCAGUCGAAAAGCGGAGGCCCGCAUACGUAACCCUAGUUUGGAUGCGUCGGCUACUGCAGCAUUGGGCUCAGAUCGAACGCGAAUUCAGGAGAUCAACGAGGCCCAAUUUUCCGCCGCCAACUAUCAGCCACCGCUGGAACAGCAAUAUUGGCAUCAGAUGACGACGAUGACAGCGCAGUCGUAUCAUGAGCAGCCAGACGAUUUUCCGACGCAGCCUGAUUUUCAGACGCAGUCAUAUCAUGAGCACCUCUGA
This is a messenger RNA of Zingiber officinale, 462 nucleotides long. RefSeq names its product protein LATERAL ORGAN BOUNDARIES-like. The record is from RefSeq and is a predicted model, not a curated record. Bases 1 to 462 code for a protein of 153 amino acids. The transcript is spliced from 2 exons. NCBI's taxonomy places the organism in Eukaryota, Viridiplantae, Streptophyta, Magnoliopsida, Zingiberales, Zingiberaceae.